AUGGACAGCAAUCGCUCACGCCCGCUUGAGAAGUCUCAUGUCGGCAACUCAAGAGGGAAGCUAUUUGUCUACAAGCCCCUGAGUGACGACCACAGCGUUCGCUUUCUUGUCCUCCAGCCAGGCUCCGGCUCUGACCCUCUGGUGGGGAGCCUCCAGCUUGGAAGCCUAGCCUCAGCAGACAUUGGGCAACUUCCCCCCUACGAAGCCAUAUCGUACGUCUGGGGCUCCGGCAGCCGGCAGUACGAGCUCACUUGCGAUGGCGCCGUCCUGCCUCUCACGCAGAGCAUAUACGAUGCGCUGAAUCGGGUGCGGUUGCCAGACCAGCCGCGGCGGCUGUGGGCUGACCAGGUCUGCAUCAACCAGGACGAUAUACCCGAGCGCAGCCAGCAGGUGAAGCUCAUGAAUCUGGUAUAUAGGAAUGCGAAAAGAGUCCUUGUGUGGCUGGGAAGAGAUCCCGAUGGCGUUGCUGAAGAAGCGGGACAGACGAUUCGCCAUCUUGACGGCGUGUUCAGGGAUGAAAAGGCCCAUGAGGAGUUUAAGCUCGCUCAUGAGGAGAAUCUGGCGCUGCAAAGUUCUGAGCCUUGGGUGCCUCUGGCAAAACUGACAAAGCUGCCCUGGUUUCAACGAAUAUGGAUCGUCCAAGAAAUUGGAACAAACGCCCCCGCGACGCUGUACUGGGGCGAUACAGAAAUGGACUGGGACACACUCUCUCACGUCGCAGCCGUCCUCAACGAGAGAUACUACCACCUCCGCACCCGGUUUCUCCUCAACACCUCCAGCAUCCGCUACCUGCACAAGCGCUUCGUCGAGCCAGACACAGAAUACGACCACGACCACAACCGCGGCAACUUUGCGUACGAGCUCCACAGAGCCAGACAUCUACUCGGAAACGACCCCCGGGACCACAUCUACGCCUUCCUGGGCCACUACUCCAUCAGCAAAGCCGGCAAGGAGCUGCAAGGCCUCACUGUGGACUACUCCAAGAGUGUCAGGGACAUCUACAUCGACGUCGCCGUGCGAGCCCUCCGCGGCGCCAAAGACCUCGUCGCCCUCUCCGCGGCGCACCACGGCAAGCCGCUCAUGAAGCGGAGGGCGUCUUGGGCCAACAGUGAUUUAGAGUUGCCGUCCUGGGCGCCGGACUGGCGACAUCUGCCGAUUCACAUCCUCGGCUCGCCGACGGUGCCGCACCGCGCGUCGGGAGACACGAAGCCGGACCUGACCAUUGACGAAGCCUCGCGCGUGAUGCGCAUUCGCGGCGUGAGGGUCGAUGUCGUGGAGAGGACUUCGUGGACUAUUUACGGGACGGCGUUUCAGAAAAUCCCCUCCCCAGCAACAAGAGGAACGACACCUUUCAAACCCGUAUCUUCAUCUUCCGCAUCUUCUCCUCCACAAGAUCAUCGCAAAUCCGCCUUCUUCGCCUUCAUCCAGACCCUCACCAACGCCUGCACGGGCAUCGACCGCUCGCGCCCCUAUUCCUCCAUCCCCUCCGAAGAAUGGCUCACCAGCGCAGCAGCCUACCUCCGCGCAAACUCCAUGUCCUCCUCCCCUUCCUCCCCCUCCUCCUCCCGCAAACCCAUCCCCGUCCACGCCGCCAUCCACGACCUCUCCCUCACCGGCGACCCCUUCAAAUGGAGCCACGAGGCCGUGCUGGUUACUCGCUACCGCCGCUUCGCAGUCACCCGCAGGGGAUACUUUGUGCUUGGACCCGAUGCGCUGCAGACUGGCGACGUCGUGGUUGUGCUGCGCGGCGGCAAGGUCCCCUUUCUGCUGAGGAAGGUUAGCGUUGGUGGUGAUGGUGAAGAGAGGUGGGUGCUUGUUGGAGAGUGUUAUGUGCAUGGGCUGAUGGAUGGGGAGGGGUGGGAUGUUGAAGGGGCGGAGGAGGAGGUGUUUGCGGUGCAAUAAUAUUGGCGAGAUAGUCUUGUUCAAAAGAACGUGUAUAAUGAUUAAUGAAGAAAGCUAAAACAUACGAUGGAUGAAUGAAUGAAA
Molecule: messenger RNA, 1986 nt
Organism: Trichoderma atroviride IMI 206040
Lineage: Eukaryota; Fungi; Ascomycota; Sordariomycetes; Hypocreales; Hypocreaceae
Source: RefSeq, a predicted model, not a curated record